UAGAAGCAGAGGGAGGCUCUCACCACAGCACUGCGCACCAGUAACCUUGUGUGAUGUGAUCAUUAACCUUUCUGGAAAGCGCAGCUGGCAGUUCUCCGAAGUUUGUCAUUAGAAUGUGAGGGAGCCACACAGAUAUUGCACAGACCAGUCAAGGAUUGGUUUACUUGGAGAGCUACUGCUCGACUUGAGAGUGGCAGAAAAAUGAGAAUGCAACAAUUCUUUUUUGUAUUUUUACUUUUUAUGAUGAGUCUUCUUCUUAGCGACGGACAGAGACCAGCUAAUUUGGUAAUGAGAAGAAAACUGCACAGACACAACUGCCUUCAGAGGAGAUGUAUGCCUCUCCAUUCACGAGUGCCCUUCCCCUGAGAUCUUCUCUAACCAACUUCACCAAGUCUGCCAGAAGAGGAGUAAAAGAAAGACACUACUCACCCGCAGGAGAGUGUGAUUUCAUAGAAGCUCCUGUACAAAAGGAAUCAUCCGAAAGCACCUAGGAUGGUUUAUUAGUUUCACAGGAGUCUCUUCUUUCUGGUUCUCUUUAAAGGAAAAUAACAUAAAUUUAAAAGCAAUUUCACUCUGAAGCACAAUUAUUUGCCUGUAUAACAAAAAUAUCUUUUUUCUACACAUAAUUAUUUUUACAUGAGUUAAAAGAAAAAUACUUUUUAAUGUUUAGAACUCUUAAUAAUAAAAAGUGCAAGAACUGAAAUUUUUCUUUCAUAUCUUAUAAUUCUCCAAAAGUAUCAAAAUAGGGCCUCCCCUGGUGGCACAGGUGGUUGAGCGCCGCGUUGUGAAGCUGUCCACAGCCUCUGCAGCGCCAGUUCGAUCCCGGCCAGCCUGCGAGGGUCCCACAUGGCAUGCAGACCUCUCCUGCUGCCCGCUGCUCCCCUUAGCAGUGUAUUUCGUCAGUCUGCCUGUUCUGUUCUCCACUUUGUCUCUGGUGAAUCCUCUCACCCUCCCGCACAUCUGGUCUGUACCCCGGUUCUUGUAUAAAUAAAUAAACAAAUCUUUACAAAAAAAGUAUCAAAAUAACUUUGUAAAUGUUUGACUGAAUUGAUUAUUUACGUAGGAAGUCUAAGAAAAAAUUAUUAAUUGCUACCAAUUUUAUAUGAGAGCCUUUAGUGUUUAUGAACCUAUUUUUUAGUUUGAAUAAUAUUCAUUUAAAAUUAUAAAAGAAAG
This is a messenger RNA of Talpa occidentalis (Iberian mole), 1173 nucleotides long. RefSeq names its product apelin receptor early endogenous ligand (gene APELA). The record is from RefSeq and is a predicted model, not a curated record. Gene Ontology annotation, molecular function: apelin receptor binding. NCBI's taxonomy places the organism in Eukaryota, Metazoa, Chordata, Mammalia, Eulipotyphla, Talpidae. Bases 202 to 366 code for a protein of 54 amino acids. Gene Ontology annotation, biological process: heart development; apelin receptor signaling pathway. The transcript is spliced from 3 exons.